Capsella rubella is the source of this 2164-nucleotide messenger RNA. RefSeq names its product BTB/POZ domain-containing protein At1g03010. The record is from RefSeq and is a predicted model, not a curated record. The coding region runs from base 60 to 1967 and encodes 635 amino acids. NCBI's taxonomy places the organism in Eukaryota, Viridiplantae, Streptophyta, Magnoliopsida, Brassicales, Brassicaceae. The transcript is spliced from 5 exons. Gene Ontology annotation, molecular function: protein binding.
CAGUGUGGAUAAGAGAAAGAAAUAGAGAGAGGAGAGGAGAGGAGAGGAGAGGAGGGAAAAUGGGACUUGUUACAGUCGGAGAAGUGAAGCCAGCUUUCACAGGAAAGAGAGGGUUCCGUCUCAAUUCAAGCAUCAGGCAUGCCUCUGAAUGGCCGAUAUCCGAUGUCUCUAGUGAUCUUACAGUUCAAGUUGGAUCUUCAAGUUUCUGUCUCCAUAAGUUUCCUCUUGUGUCUCGGAGUGGGAAAAUCCGAAAGCUUCUGGCGGAUCCAAAAGUCUCUAAUAUUUGUCUCCCCAAUACUCCUGGCGGAUCUGAGGCUUUUGAACUCGCAGCUAAGUUCUGCUAUGGAAUCAACAUUGAAAUCAACCUUCUUAACAUAGCUAAGCUCCGUUGUGCAUCUCAUUAUCUUGAGAUGACAGAGGAUUUCUCAGAGGAGAAUCUCGCUACCAAAACAGAACUUUUCUUCAAAGAGACAAUCUUCCCCAGUAUUUCUAAUUCCAUCAUCGUUCUACAUCAUUGCGAAACCCUAAUCCCAGUUUCCGAAGAUCUCAACUUGGUGAAUCGGUUAAUCGUAGCUAUUGCCAACAAUGCCUGCAAAGAACAGCUAACCUCGGGUCUUUUAAAGCUUGAUUAUACGUUCUCGGGUACGAAUAUGGAACCAGAAACUCCAUUAGACUGGUGGGGCAAGUCGUUAGCUGUUCUAAAUCUUGAUUUCUUCCAGAGAGUUGUCUCUGCGGUUAAGUCUAAAGGGUUAAGACAAGACGUGAUCAGCAAGAUUCUGAUAAGUUACACGAAUAAGUCUCUUCAAGGGCUAAUCGUUAGAGAUCCGAAACUGGGGAAAGAAAGGGUUCUUGAUGUGGAAUGUAAGAAGAAACAGCGACUGAUUGUGGAAACAAUAGUGAGGUUACUUCCAACACAAGGAAGAAGAAGCUCUGUUCCAAUGGCGUUCCUUUCAAGUCUUCUCAAAAUGGUAAUCGCAACAUCAUCAUCCGCUUCUUCAGGAUCCUGUAGAUCAGAUUUAGAACGAAGGAUCGGUCUGCAAUUGGACCAAGCCAUCCUCGAAGACGUCUUGAUUCCCAUAAAUCCCAACGGAAUCAACAGCACCAUGUACGACAUCGAUUCUAUCUUGAGAAUCUUCUCUAUAUUCUUGAACCUCGAUGAAGACGAUGAUGAAGAAGAACAACGUCAUCAUCUUCAAUUUAGAGACGAAACAGAGAUGAUCUACGAUUUCGACAGUCCCGGGUCUCCAAAACAGAGCUCAAUCUUAAAAGUAUCGAAGCUAAUGGAUAACUAUCUAGCAGAGAUAGCUAUGGAUCCAAAUCUCACGACCUCGAAGUUUAUAGCUUUAGCAGAACUCUUACCAGACCAUGCUCGUAUCAUCAGUGAUGGACUCUAUCGAGCCGUUGACAUUUACCUCAAAGUUCAUCCGAAUAUAAAGGAUUCAGAGCGUUACCGUCUCUGUAAGACGAUAGAUUCACAGAAACUAUCACAAGAAGCUUGUAGCCAUGCGGCUCAAAACGAGAGAUUACCUGUACAAAUGGCCGUACAAGUGUUGUACUUUGAGCAGAUCAGACUCAGAAACGCAAUGAGCAGCAGCAUUGGUCCUACUCAGUUUCUAUUCAGCAGCAACUGCCAUCAGUUUCCUCAACGGUCAGGAAGUGGAGCAGGGAGUGGAGCGAUAUCUCCAAGAGAUAACUAUGCGUCGGUGAGGAGAGAAAACAGAGAGCUAAAGCUUGAGGUUGCGAGGAUGAGGAUGAGAUUAACGGAUCUAGAGAAAGAUCACAUCUCGAUCAAACAAGAACUCGUGAAAUCUAAUCCAGGGACUAAGCUUUUCAAGUCGUUUGCUAAAAAGAUAAGCAAACUCAAUUCUCUUUUCAGUUUUAGUAGUCUUAAACCUUCCUUCAGUGGCAAGGCAAGUUCUGAGAGUCGUUUCUUGUUUCAGAGAAAAAGACGACACUCAGUUUCUUGAUUUUUAAAGAAAACAUAGAAUCUUCAGAUUUCAGUCUUUUUUUAUUCACUUUGUAUAGUGAAUGGGUUUUUAUGCUGGGGAGUUUGAUAAGAGAUUGUGUGUGUAUGUAUAGCUUUAUACAGUUGUGUUUGUGAAAUGUGAGGGAUGGUGUUUUGUCCGGUCUUUACUAAAGAUUUGUAACAAAAAGAAUGUGCAUG